CUACUAUUCCAUGGUACAAGGUCUGAUAUUGAAAAUGGCAAAUGGCAAGGCAGUCUGAGGCCAGUUUAAGUAAACAUUUGUGCAUUAGUUUUCUUGGUCGGUUAAAUGUGCCAUCAUAACAAUGUAAUGUGGACUGUGUGCGAUGGCGAACAGAGACAUAACCGGCCAUCAGCAACAGUUCAUUGAAGAAAUUGAUUACACUGAAAUUGAAAGAGAGCAGGUAGUUGGUAAGGGAUCCUUUGGAGUUGUAUGGAAAGGAAAGUGGAGAGGUCAAUAUGUUGCUGUAAAACAUAUAAAUUCUGAGGGUGAAAGGAAAGCUUUCACGGUAGAAGUAAGACAAUUGUCAAGAGUCUUUCAUCCUAAUAUUGUCAAAUUGUAUGGUGCGUGUACUAAAAAUCCAGUAUGUUUGGUAAUGGAAUAUGCAGAAGGUGGAUCAUUAUACAAUGUUCUUCAUUGCAAUCCACAACCUCGCUAUACUGCUAGUCAUGCGAUGAGCUGGGCUCUUCAAUGUGCACGUGGUGUAGCAUAUCUUCAUAAUAUGAAGCCUAAACCAUUAAUUCAUAGGGAUUUAAAGCCACCAAAUUUAUUGCUAGUCAUGGGUGGACAAACGCUUAAAAUUUGUGAUUUUGGCACAGCCUGUGAUUUGAAUACAUAUAUGACUAACAAUAAAGGAUCAGCAGCAUGGAUGGCACCAGAAGUAUUUGAAGGUUCAAGAUACACAGAAAAAUGUGAUGUAUUUAGUUGGGGCGUGAUUUUAUGGGAAGUUCUAUCACGUAAAAAACCUUUCGAUGAAAUUGGUGCAUCUGCGUAUAGAAUAAUGUGGGCUGUGCACAUAGGACAAAGACCACCGUUGAUAGAAGGUUGUCCAAGACCUAUUGAAGAAUUAAUGACUAGAUGUUGGCAGAAAUGUCCAGAAGACAGACCUUCAAUGGAUGAAGUGGUGAGAAUUAUGACGAUUCUAUUUGAAUUUUUCAACAAUAAUUUAGAGCCUGUUGAAUAUUCCUUGGCAGGUAGCGAAGCAGACGAUAUCGAUGGUAAUGAAGAUACAAAAGAUGAUAUUUUAGAUAUAACAACUUUAGAUACUCGGAUAAAUGGAUCAGUCAUGAAUGGAACAAUAUGUCCAAAUGUUACAUCAUCUGUCAAACAAACGGAUAAUGCAACAGAUGAUGAACUUAAUUCGUAUCCGGUAACUUCUCAACAGUCCUCUAAUAAUGCAUUAACGCAUUCCUCAUCGCAAAUAAAGAGAUCAUUACCGCAAUGUAAUCCUAUAAUAUCCCAAAGUACAUCAUCCAUCGAAAAUACAAAUCGUAAUGCAAAAGACGCUCCAUAUACCACACCAAUAAUACAACGAGGUGAUAGACAAUUUAUUUUACCACAAAGUGAAUCCAGUAUGACCCCGUUACACGUUAAUUGUGAUACGGAUGCAUGGGAACUUAGUAAUUUUUCAGAUUCGUCAUGGGAGAUUCGUAAUAUGGCUGGUUUAGAUAAAAUGGUGCAAAAGACAAAGAAAAUAAUUCGUGGUACCAGCACUACCAGCGAGGACUUGGAUAAUGUAUACCGUCUCUUAGAUGCGGAUUUAAGACCCCUUACACCGGACCAUACGUGCGAACGUUCCCGUGAAAUCUUCGAAGAGCAUAAACAAUUAGCGCAGGAAUAUCUAAAAGUACAAACGGAAAUAGCGCUUUUGGGACAGCAUAAGAAUGAGAUGUUAAAAAAUCUAAGCAUAGAUAAUCUUCGACAACAACAAGAGUUACGAAAGUUAGAGGAUGAAAAGGAAUCUUUGGUGAAGCUAUAUCGAAAUUUAAAACGGCAAUUAGAGAUAAUGAAAAACAAGAGGACAACUAACAAUCCUGUAAAUAAUUGUAUACCAACGAUAAGUCCUGCCGUUUCCGGUAAUAAUGGGUGGGUUGUGGUGCCGCGACAAGAUCCUUGAAAAUUUUUCAAUCGCAGAAACGCGAUUGUUUCCGAAUACAUGUUAGUUUUAUAAAACGAAGUUACGAAUUUGAAAUUAUUGGGAUUUAAUUGGAAAAUUCCAUUAAUUUAUUGCAUUUGGAACUUAACAUUGGUUACUAUCCUUUAAAUCUCUAUUUAUUUUGGCUGGUCGAACUUAAUGUGUUGAGCCACGAUUGUUCCUUAAUAGUGAUUAAAAGUAUCUAUUGUGUUGUACAAUAAGAUGAUUUACCAUCUGAAUAAGCUAUUUCAAAUAUCAAUAUGAGAAUUGUAGAAAAAGAAAAAAAAAAAGGAGAAAAAAAAGAUCGGUUCUAAAACAUAUGUAUAGAUUUUUCCUACUAAGAAAUGUAUGUCUAUAUUGAUAAUACAAUAUUUUUGUUUAAGAAUAUGUAGAAAAUAAGAGUGAAAACGGCCAAGUACUUAAUAUGUCGCGUAUAUACAUAAACGUCGUUUAUUACGUCGCUUAUUUGAAAUUUUAUCUCAAUUACGACAUGAAGUAUAUUGGCAUUAUAACAUAUUGUAGAGCUUCCUUAUAUGUUUUAAUAAUUGAGUUUUUAGUUUCAUUUUUUGUACAGUUUAAAAGUCAGUGUAUAAUAACAUGUAUUGUUACAUUUCAAAGUGUGAUUUAAAGGAAGUUCAUAUUUUUGUUAAGUAGUAAUGUUGGAAGUAAUCCUGUGAAAUAUAUGUAUAUUAUGGCAAAGUACUUUUCUUGCUUUGUUUAAUAUUGGCAAAAGCUUUUAAGUUCAAGCAUAUAUAGUAAAUUUUUUUAAGGAAUUCGAAUUCAUAUUGAUCUAGUCUUCUCAAGAAAUUUUUAUCAUAUCGUUCUAUUACAGUGUAAAGUUACAAAAUAUAAUUUAACUAUCAAUAUU
Messenger RNA from Vespula pensylvanica (western yellowjacket), 2819 nucleotides. Its product is annotated as mitogen-activated protein kinase kinase kinase 7-like. Gene Ontology annotation, molecular function: MAP kinase kinase kinase activity; ATP binding; magnesium ion binding. Lineage: Eukaryota; Metazoa; Arthropoda; Insecta; Hymenoptera; Vespidae. Bases 143 to 1933 code for a protein of 596 amino acids. Gene Ontology annotation, biological process: protein phosphorylation; positive regulation of canonical NF-kappaB signal transduction; JNK cascade. The transcript has 9 exons. The record is from RefSeq and is a predicted model, not a curated record.